Acanthocheilonema viteae is the source of this 1107-nucleotide messenger RNA. NCBI's taxonomy places the organism in Eukaryota, Metazoa, Nematoda, Chromadorea, Rhabditida, Onchocercidae. The record is from the annotation of a GenBank genome assembly.
AUGCCGAAUUCAAUUGCAUUUGGGCCAAUCGGUGUGCAAACAACGGUUUAUAAUCUUGUUUGGUUUGUCCGGAUGGUUUGGACUGAGCAGUGUGGACUCUCAUUCAGAUUACAAGUAAUCGAAUGGAGGCAUUUAGAUAAAUAUAGCUUAUCCACAUAUAUCUUCACAUCAUCAUGCAGUAUAAGAUUCUUGACAUAUCCAUUUAAUUUUGUCAAAUCACGCUUACAACUUCAAAAACAAAAUACAGUUUACAAAGGAGUGCGACAUGCAUUAGUGCAUGUUGUUCGAAAUGAAGGUUUACGUGGUGUGUAUAGGGGUUUCUUGAUGACAGUUCCGCAAAAUAUUGCACCAUUGAUAUACUGUAAUGCUUAUGAGAAAACGCGUGAAUCGUUAAAAUUUCAUCUGGGUUUAUCUUCCGACAAAUUAGUUUCUUCCUUAGCUGGUGGUACUGCGUCGCUUUUAACUCAAAUCAUAUUUGUUCCAACAGAUAUUACUUCGCAGUAUAUGAUUAUCUACAACAAUCCCUCAGCCUUUAUUGGUGAGCCUCAUCAUGCUGCCGUUUUGAAUUAUAUACAUCAAAAUAAGGCCAAGUUCUCAUCAAGACCCGCUCUUCAAAUUCUCCGCGCCUUAUAUCAUGUUGAUGGUUACCGUGGCUUUUUCAGAGGUUAUAUAGUCUCAACUGCAUUGGGGAUGUCUGCUGGGUCAAUAUUUUGGACAGUAUAUUAUACAUGUCUGGAAAGCAUUCGAUGGUGUAGGAGGAAAUUUCUUCAUAGUUUACUUGGAUAUGACAAAGACGGGCAUCCCUAUCUUUUAUUAGAUCAGGGAGCAGCUGCAGCGAUCUCUUCUAUGGUCUCAACAACUCUAACAAAUCCGCUAGAAAUACUGCGAUUACGUGCACAGGCUCGUGGAUUUUCAAAUGUUCAGCGUGCAUCUUACCCAAAUACUAUUAAAACGAUGUGGUUCGAUGAGAGAUAUAAGAUAAUAACAAAAGGUCUUUUACCGAGAAUGAUUAAUAGCUGUAUAUAUGCGACGGCAACGAUGAUGGUUUACGAAACUUUGAAGAAAGUUUGCGUACUACCAGAAUAUCAGGGGCAAGUGAUUUGGUGA